This is a messenger RNA of Racocetra fulgida, 1242 nucleotides long. Lineage: Eukaryota; Fungi; Glomeromycota; Glomeromycetes; Diversisporales; Gigasporaceae. The record is from the annotation of a GenBank genome assembly.
AUGAUAAUCACCGGUUCGGCUGAUAAAUCCAUAAAAUUCACUUCUUUACUUACCGGCGAUGUAUAUAAUGUUUGUGAUAUUCAUAAAGGUGGAGUUCUUGCUAUCGAUUUUCAUCCCGUUUAUACAAACUUGAUGUUGACCGCUUCAAUGGACGGUAGUGUUGCGUUAAUCGAUGCUUCUACUAUGGAAGUUAAACAAGUUUUUAAAGAUCAUAACAAAUACGUUGUUAGAGCAAAGUUUUCACCGGAUGGCAACAUGCUCUUUACUGCGAGUUAUGAUCAUACUUUGAUUAUUUAUAGCAUCGGUGGAUCAUCAACACCUACACGUCUUUCUUCUCCACAUUUCGUAAAUUCAUCAAUGCAGACAUCACCAAUUCCUACAACUCCUUCAACUCCACUUACACCAUCAACACCACUUCCUUUAUACUCUAAAAUGCAUACUAUAACUUUUGAAUCCAAUAUAGAAUCUCUUUGUAUUCUUCCAGAUUCAAAUUAUUUAAUUGUAGGUAUUCGUGAAUCUAAUUAUCUAUACUAUAUUAAUCUUCAACAUACCAAAUUCAAACGCCAAAAUUUUGAAAUUACGAAACAUAACAUGAAUGCAAAUGGUGAUAACUGGGUAUCAUUUACAGCAAUGGACAUUAUCGCUAGUCCUAAUAAUGGUGGUAAAUACCUAUUGGUUGCAACUGAUGACGAUAAUGGUAGAAUCAUUAUGUUUAAAACAUUUAAUACAUCUACUUGUGACAUUGGUGAACAAAAUGAAAUUGACAAGAACGAUAGUAUUACGUCUUCAACGUUGAUCCAACUAGCAAACUUUUAUGACAUUCCUUCACCAGAAUCAUCUCCAAGCUCUUCGUCUCCAACAUCGCCAUCGAUCACUAUAGCAACUGACAUCUCUCGAAAAUUUACAAAUCCGAGGUUGUUCUGGCAUCCAUCAGGAAAAUAUUUUUAUGCUUGUGGUAUGGAUGCCUAUCCACGUGUAUACUCAAUUGAAUCCAAAAGACUAAUUGAAAAAUUAAAAGGUCAUACUAAUGGCGAUGAUGACAAAUUAAGUGGACAUUCUGAUGUUGUACGUGGAAUGUGGUACGAUGAAGAAAGAGACUUGUUGGUUACUUGUGGUUUUGAUAAGUGCGUGAAAAUUUGGGGAAGUGAUGAAUUAUGCAGAGAGGUGAUGAAAGACUUGAAAGAAGAAAUAGAUAAGAAGAGAAUUCAAGGGUUAUUUAUGAGAAGGAAUACCAUUGUUUAA